Molecule: messenger RNA, 1341 nt
Organism: Purpureocillium lilacinum
Lineage: Eukaryota; Fungi; Ascomycota; Sordariomycetes; Hypocreales; Ophiocordycipitaceae
Biological process (GO): proteolysis
Cellular component (GO): cytosol
Molecular function (GO): serine-type endopeptidase activity; oligopeptidase activity
Source: RefSeq, a predicted model, not a curated record
AUGGCCGAGGUUGUCAUCUCGCUCGACGGAACGGUUGAAGAGGUGGAUUUGCCUUCGAAGCGGCCUCUUGUGAUUGCUCCCAAGGUUGUUGCUGGGAACAUUGUCACCCAACUCAAGGAGCCAACAAUUUUCCAAAGCCAGCCGCUACCUGCUGGCUCUUUGGUAGCAUACAAUAUCUCGCCCGACGUGCCAAAACCACACAAGCAGUCAGUUGUUUAUGUCCCUGAGCCCGAUGAAUUCACGCCCUUCAUCGCACUAGACGGCUUCGAAACGAGCCAGGGGAGAGUGCAUUUGACUUCGUCCAAGAACGGUGUUGAGCGGCGCUUGUCAUUAGAAUACCACGAAAAAGCCUGGAGGCUCGUCCAGAACGUUCCGUGCUCCGUCGGUGGUCACUUUGGUAUUGUAUCCGGCGACUGCCUCUCUAAUGAUGUCAUCGUCACCAGAUCGGGGCUCCUCCAGCCGACAGCGGUGCAGCUGGCGAGGCCAGACGGGACUAUGCAGGAGAUUUUCUCUCAGAAGCCACUGGUCGAUGCCGAAAGAUUUGACAUAGAGCGACUUACUGUGUCUAGCAAAGAUGGCACGCUUAUCGACUAUGUCGUACUAUCCUCCAAGUUUUCCAAAGGCAAGGCCAGUCCCCGGCCACUUCUCAUAACCGGCUACGGGGCGUUUGGUAUAACCAUAAGUACGUCGUACUUCUCGCAGGUCUUUGGAGGUAUUGCCCUGGUCCCUUGGCUGGAGAGUGGAGGUUCCCUUGCCAUCGCAUUCAUCCGGGGCGGCGGAGACCGUGGCGAAGCGUGGCAUGAGGCGGCACGGCAAGAGAAGCGCCAAAAGUCUUACGAUGACUUUAUCGCCGUUGCAGAGAAGCUUGUCGAGGAUGGUAUGACAACGCCCAAGAAGCUUGGUGUCUUUGGCACGUCGAACGGCGGACUUCUCGCGGCCGUCAUGGGCACCCAGCGCCCGGAUCUUUUCGGCGCUGUCGUUAGCGACGUGCCUCUGACAGAUAUGCUAAGAUUCCCUCUCAUGGGGAUGGGUGCCGCCUGGAAGCACGAGUACGGAGAUCCUGAGGACCCUAAGAUGGCCAGGAUUCUCCGAUCAUACUCGCCCUUCCAUAACAUUCACGAAGGAGUCAAGUACCCGGCCUUUUUGGUGACGAUCUCCACGAAGGAUGACCGAGUCGGGGCAGGGCACGCCCGCAAGCUGGUCGCGAGGCUGAAGGACGUGGGCUCCGAGCAUGCUUUCCUAUUUGAGGACAGCGACGGUGGACACGGGGUGAGUGACCCUUACAAGAGGGCCGCCCUCAUGAGUCGACGCAUGGGCUUUUUUCUCAACUAUCUCCAGUGA